CUCCACAACCGCUUUAUCCUUUCGCACAUCACAUUACUCGCACAAAAUGAUUACUCCUAUUGUUCGAAGGCAACUUAUUCAAACGGCGAGGCACUCAAGAUGUUUCAGUUCAAGCCCAAUCGCCGCUGCGCAGGAGGUUAAACGUCUAGGCGUCAUCGGUGCUGGGCAAAUGGGAUUGGGGAUCGCACUGGUGGCCGCACAGAAAGCUGGAGUCCCGGUGACUCUUGUGGACACGAAUCAGGCCUCAAUUGACAAGGGCCUCAAGUUUGCAGACAAACUGUUGGCCAAGGAUGUCUCGAAAGAGCGCAUCACGCAAGAGCAAUCUGACAAGAUACGAUCCCUCCUUGGGCCGACUACGACGAUGGACUCACUGUCAGAUGUCGACUUCGUGAUCGAGGCUGUGCCUGAGAUCCCAUCUCUGAAAUUCGACAUCUUCCGCUCUCUUGCGCAAAUCUGCCCUCCCCAUGCCAUUCUCGCCACCAAUACCUCUUCAAUCUCCAUAACUCGUAUCGCAGCAGCGACCACCACAGAUCCAAAGGACACCUCCGCCUCGUCCCGUGUCAUAUCUACACAUUUCAUGAAUCCGGUGCCCGUCCAGAAAGGCGUCGAAAUUAUCACGGGCCUGCAAACAAGCCAAGAGACUAUUGACACAGCGCUGGCGUUCUGUAAAGCAAUGGGCAAGAUCCCAUCGAAGUCUGCUGAUUCUCCUGGCUUCCUAGCAAACCGGAUUUUGAUGCCUUAUAUCAACGAGGCAAUCAUUUGCUUAGAAACUGGUGUAGGUGAGAGAGACGAUAUCGAUGCGAUCAUGAAGAAUGGGACAAAUGUACCCAUGGGCCCUCUGCAGUUGGCCGACUUCAUUGGCAUUGAUACGUGUUUAGCAAUUAUGAAGGUGUUGUAUGAAGAGACCGGAGAUUCGAAGUACAGGCCUAGCAUACUACUCGGAAAGAUGGUUGAUGCUGGAUGGCUAGGAAAGAAGAGUGGAAAGGGAUUUUAUGACUAUUAG
This is a messenger RNA of Amorphotheca resinae ATCC 22711, 1003 nucleotides long. RefSeq lists its product as hypothetical. The transcript has 4 exons. Bases 47 to 1003 code for a protein of 318 amino acids. Gene Ontology annotation, biological process: fatty acid metabolic process. Gene Ontology annotation, molecular function: oxidoreductase activity, acting on the CH-OH group of donors, NAD or NADP as acceptor; NAD+ binding. The record is from RefSeq and is a predicted model, not a curated record. Lineage: Eukaryota; Fungi; Ascomycota; Leotiomycetes; Helotiales; Amorphothecaceae.